This is a messenger RNA of Opisthorchis viverrini, 1595 nucleotides long. RefSeq lists its product as hypothetical. Gene Ontology annotation, molecular function: actin filament binding. The record is from RefSeq and is a predicted model, not a curated record. The transcript is spliced from 2 exons. The coding region runs from base 75 to 1595 and encodes 506 amino acids. Gene Ontology annotation, biological process: actin filament network formation; actin filament bundle assembly. NCBI's taxonomy places the organism in Eukaryota, Metazoa, Platyhelminthes, Trematoda, Opisthorchiida, Opisthorchiidae. Gene Ontology annotation, cellular component: actin filament; actin filament bundle; cytoplasm.
AUUUUCCCCAGCAUUGUGUGUUCAAAAUUGAACCCUACAGGACGUGUUAGUCGUAGGACAUACUGAUCUAGAAAAUGGCCAAAAGGGUGGAAAAGUUUGCCUAUCUAAUGGCCUACUGUCGAUACAUCAACAAGAUGUUAAAAAACGAUCCCGACUGCCGGCCUUAUCUCCCACUGGAUCCUUUCAACGAUGAUCUCUACAAAACAACUAAGAACGGUGUUGUACUUUGCAAGCUAGUCAAUAUCGCAUUUCCCCGGGCAAUCGAUGAGCGCGCUGUGCACAAGAAUACCAUCAUCUUCUACCCGAGUCAAAUGGUCGACAAUGUACUUCUUGCGUUGACCGCUGCACAGUGCAACGGAUGUCCUGUGUCUGAUUUUGUAGUGGAUGAUUUGACGAACAAUUCAGCACUAUCUCGAUGUAUCAUUCUCGAAGUCGUGUGGCAGAUUAUUAAAUGUGGUUUCUUCCGUCGAAUGAACUUACAUGAACAUCCUGAAUUGUGUAAACUAAAACAAACGGAGGAGGAUAUCCUUGAUGUGAAAUGCGUGCCCCCUGAGGAUUUGCUUAUGCGGUACGUAAACUUUCACCUAAAGUGGGCAGGGGUGGAUAAGCGAUUGAAUGAUAUCGGAAUCGAGUUGGCUGACUGUGUAAUCUACGCUCAUCUGCUACCUGCCAUAGCUCCUGUCACAAUUCGCGGUCGUCUUAUCCCACCCGGGCAAGUCUUAGUCGACGAAAAUAUUGCGAACCGCGCCAAAGCAGUUCUACAAAACUUACGUGAAAUGGAGGCAGACAUGUUUCUCUGUUUGAACGACUUCACUGAUAGCCAUAUUCACUUGCAAUCAAGAGCACGCUUGCAUUUGGCAACAAUUGCUUAUCUGUUCCUGCAAUUCCCCGGUGAAUUGACGAAUCCCCGUCGAAUGAAUGAGCAUCCGGAACAAGAAGAGGUUUCAGAAUUGAGUAGCCGCAACUUCGAAAACAGCUGUGCCGUAACACCUUUUGUUACACACAGCUGUGCUAGCCUACGCGAUGGGCUGAUAUCGAAGCAACUGUUUGAAGUGCUGCGAACUGGAUCAACCAAAGGUUUGAAAUUCAUCACAGAAUUUCAACAGAUUCGUAAAAUUGCUCAGUACAUUUAUAACAAUACAAAUGUCGUACGACUGGUGCAGGGUUACCCGCUACCGCUACCCCACCUUGAUUCAGAGAAGCUGUCUCGAACUGAUAAGCCAUGUUGUCUGAGCUUAUUGCUAGAGCUGUUGCGAAGCUACAUCGCCAAAGAUCACUACGAUGAAGAUGAACUUCUUCGCUGGACCAACGAACAGCUCUAUCGAGCCGGUCGUUCUGUGGAACUAAGAAGUUUCAAUGACCGCGCUAUUGUGGAGGAAAAUCUGUUCGCGGUAGUGUUGAACAACCUGACAAAUGGGAUGGCAGACAGCAGGCAUUUGACAUCGAAAAAAUUAGACAACGCGGCCUAUUCUAUUUCUGUUGCUCACAAAGCUGGCUACCCGGUCUAUACUAGACCGGAACAUUUUAUUUCAUGUAAUGGUGCAUUUGUUGCCUUGGCAUUCGCAACACUACGUUGGCAUCCACCAAGGCACUAA